This is a messenger RNA of Ordospora pajunii, 1218 nucleotides long. RefSeq lists its product as uncharacterized. The record is from RefSeq and is a predicted model, not a curated record. The coding region runs from base 1 to 1218 and encodes 405 amino acids. The transcript has a single exon. Lineage: Eukaryota; Fungi; Microsporidia; Ordosporidae. Gene Ontology annotation, molecular function: protein binding.
AUGCUGAAGACAUGCCACAUAGACCAAGAGGUUCGGCUCUGCAGAUGGUCCAGUGCAUCGCGCUUACAUCAUCAGUACAAGCAAUGCAUGAGCCUGAUUGAUGUAAGAAAGUGCAGCAGAGAGGCACUCAAGGCCAACCCUUGCAACAUCCAGGCACUGUACAGCCUUGGGAAGUGCCAUGUGGAGGCUAGAAACCUUAAGGAGGCCGAGGCAAUCUCAAACAGAUUGAUGCAUCUUGGUGGAACAUGCGAGGCGCUGGUACUCAAGGGGCAUGCAUAUCUGUGCAAAGGAUGCCUUGAAGAUAGCCACAGAAGCUUUCUGAAGGCAUACCAUCAUGCAGUGCAUAAAGACAAGUUCCUCAUUUAUGGAAUCUCUCUUUUCUACGAAGCAGCUGGAAACUAUGCAAAUGCAAGGCCGUGGCUUGUGAUGCUGAGCAGGCUUGGCGUGGAGAAAUACAAGGAUUACGAGAUCAUGUUCAGAACAGGCGUGUGCCUGAAGAAGAUGAAUAGGCUAUCUGACUCUGUAGAUGCAUUCCGAGUGAUAGUGUACAAUCCGUUUGAGUGCACAUACGACAUAGGCGCACAGAUACAGAUUGCACAUCUGUAUGAAAUGCAGUCGAAAGAGGACCUUGCAAUAGAGGUGCUUGGGAUUAUACGGGGGGCAAAAGUGUAUUCCACUGCAAUAUCCAGACUUCUUGCAUGGAUAAGCUUCAAGAAAGGCGAUUUCGAAGGAGUAAGGAGGAUACACAAUGAAUAUGAGCACAAAGAAAGCGAUCCGUACAUUGUGUACCUGAUGGGAAGGAUUGAGUUUGCGAAAGGAUCGCAUGAUCAUGCAAUUAGAUACUAUGUCAAAGUAAUUAAUGUAGGCAUGAUGAACGGAAUGGUACAAAACUCAUUGGGGUGCGCAUACAUGCAGCAAGGAAUGGUUUCUGAGGCAAGGAGGGCGUUUGCAUGUGCAUUGGAAGCCAACCGUGAGUCUGCGGAAGCAAGACGAAAUCUUGAUUUGAUUGCAAGACUCCCGGAUAGCGAUAGCAGUGGAGAGCCGAUCUCCAACAGCAGUGUUUUGCAUGAAAUAUGCGAACAGCCGCCAUCGAUUGCGAACACAGGCUAUCUGGACUCAAAUGUCUUUCUUAGAGGUGCAGACCAUGGUGUAUGUCCUGGUACAAUGCCUAAAGUUGCCACAAUGAGAAUAUCAAAGUUCGAAAGAUUUUUGGAUUGA